GUCUAGUGCGAGUUUCAUAAAACCAAUCGAGUAACUUUACUAUCGCGUUAAUCGAGCUAACGUCAAACGCAUCGACUAUCGAAAACACGCGAGUGCGAGAAACCAUCGAGUCUUACUACUCGAUCGCCGUUUGCUCACCGUGAGUUGCGUUUACUGUAUUUCUUAAGUUGGCAGCUUUGAAGCGUCUUCAAAUAAGCCUACCAAAUUUAGAAGAAUGCGUUACAUAUUACUCAUAUAGACGUUGCUAGAUCUCUCAAAACUAAACGGAUUAUCGCAUUCCGCCAUUGUUUGUUAUUGUUAUUGUUUGGGUCGUCGUGUCGCGUCGUUUUGAUUUGUUUGUUUUCAUUUUGAGUUUCGUGUUUUCUAAAACCAAAGACCUUUGUCUAAAACCAAUAAGAAUGAGAACUAGUUCAUCACAAUUCGAAUUAAUGGUGACGUUUAUGCAGGAGUAAGUUCAAAUAAGAUUGAAUGUUAUUAAUUACACAUAUUACUACAGUGAAGUUUUUUGGAAAGUUGAAAUGGCUUCGUGAUUCAAUUUCUCAUUGUGUUAUGAUUGUGCUAUAUAGGCAUGGAGAUUUAAGCAAACCCUCCACCAAUGCUAGAGGCAGGAUGACUACAAUUAGACGGUGGGAGGAAUUAACUACAUUUCUAAAUAGCGAUGGAAGUGGUGACACAAAAACCACUGAAAAGUGGAAAAAGGUGUGGAGUGACUUAAAAAAUAAUACAAAAAAAAAAGCUGCUCGUAUCCACCGAGCAGCCUCAGGUACUGGUGGUGGGCUUGCCCUAACAAUUAAGUUAACAGAUUUAGAACAAAGAGUCCUAAAUCUUAUUGGUAUGCAGGCUGCAACAGGCUUGGCAGUGGCAGAGGGAGGUUUUUCACAGGAGAUUAAUAUUGAAAGAAAUAUGCCAGACCCUGUUGAAGAAAUAAGGCUACCAUCGCCUUCUGGAAGUACCCAAGCUGAAGACAUUCAAAUAAUAGAAAUCGCAGAGUGCACUGAUUCAUUGAACGAGCCUGGACCAUCUAGGCGAGAUAGCAGACCACAACCCCCAGUCCAAAUGCCACCUCCUACGUCUCCACCUCCUCACCACGUAGAGGCUGUUGUAAUAGUAGAAAAUGCAGAAAACCGGAUCUCACCAGUUCCACCACCACAUGCUGAUGCAACUCAGGCACAGCCUGCUCUCUCUGGGCAAACAACACCUCGCCGCAGUAUCAGGCCAAGAGUCUCUCGAACAAGACCAUCACCUAGGAGACUCGUAAGGCCAACACAAACAGAGCAGGCGGCUCAACAUUUCCUCCAUUCUGAUGAAGAAUGGAGGAAGUUCAAGAUACAGCAGCAUCGUGAUAAUGUGGAAAUGGCAAGAGACAAAAACCGGGUACGGGAAAUGGAGGUGGAAACGCAGAGGACAUGGCUAGCUUUAGGUUCUAGAGUAUUAGAUUUAGUUGAUAAGGUAGUAAAUAAAUUUUGUAAAGAUUAAAUUAGAUUAGUAGCUUACCAUACCUCAUAGUUGUAUAAGUAUUUCAUCAUUAGUUUGUUAGUUAAAUAAAGAAUAAUACCAAUUGAACAUAAAUAAAAAGAUU
Molecule: messenger RNA, 1579 nt
Organism: Pectinophora gossypiella (pink bollworm)
Lineage: Eukaryota; Metazoa; Arthropoda; Insecta; Lepidoptera; Gelechiidae
Exons: 5
Coding region: 469-1476 (335 amino acids)
Source: RefSeq, a predicted model, not a curated record